Triticum turgidum subsp. durum (durum wheat) is the source of this 1569-nucleotide messenger RNA. The record is from the annotation of a GenBank genome assembly. NCBI's taxonomy places the organism in Eukaryota, Viridiplantae, Streptophyta, Magnoliopsida, Poales, Poaceae.
AUGGCGGUGUGCGCGGAGCUGAGCCAGCUGCAGCACAUCGAGCCCUCCCGCUUCAUCUCCUUCUCCUUCCCCAACCCUCUCCUCCACGAUGCCUCCAACCCUUACGGCGACGCCGACGACCACGCGGAGCUCCUCCGGGUGGCCGUCAUCGACUCCCCUGCCCCCGCGGCGCCAUCCCCGCCCUCCCCGCGGACGGCGGCGAUGCUCGUCCCGGCCGGCCGGCACUGCGACUGGAUCUUCUCCACCCGCGCCGGGCAGCUCCACCUCCUCCUCUCCUCCCGAUCCCAGUGCACAAUCUCUCGUCUUAUACUCGUCGGCCCAGAGAUCCCCGCUCCCUCUCCUCGGGUCGUUCGCUGCGCCGCCGCUCGCCCGGACCCGGAUCCUGCUCGCGCGCGGCUCCUCCCGCUCCUCCUGGCCCUCUGCCCCAGGGCUGCGUUUGGCAACGGUGCCAUCCCUGACGUCCCGCUGCUCUCCUUCCACGAUGACCUCCUUCGGCUUGUUCCUGUCCAGGUUGUCGCCGGUCCUGUCGUCGGCGAGAUGCUUGUCGAGGAUGUGGCCGUGGACUGCGCUCCUGGCCCGGCCGAGUUGCGCCGGAGGCUGCGUUUCAAGCGCAUGCCGUGCCUUAUACAGACCCAGGUGCGCCUUGCCCGGCCAAUGUCUGCUGCUGCUGCCGCUGCUUCUUCUUCGUUGUUGGAGGCAUUGGAGGAGGGGCCUGCUAGUUCGUUACAGCCUGAGGUGGGUGGACCAUUAGUCCAGCCUUACCUCCAGGCCAUGGUUGCUGGCCUUGCACUCAUUGAUUCAUCGGUGGAGGAGAAUGCUCGGUCAGGUUCAAGGCCGAGGUGCCUUUGCGCUGGCGUUGGUGGUGGAGCUCUUCCAAUGUCCAUCAGAGUGGGACUUGGCUUCGAUGUACUGGGCGUUGAGGCUGAUUGUGUUGUCCUAGACGUUGCAAGGAACUAUUUUGGACUGGUGGAGGAUGAGUUCCUUCAUGUACGUGUUGGCGAUGCUAUUCAAAUGGUUCAGGAUUUUGCACAUGGAGAUGAGCCUGAUUCGAAAUUCAGUGCAAUUAUGGUGGAUCUUGACUCCCCUGAUGCUAUGUGUGGUGUCAGUGCGCCGCCAUUGGAGAUGACCCAUAGAAGCAUCCUUCUUGCUGCACGCAGAAUUCUACAUCAUCAUGGAGUGCUGGUACUGAAUGUAAUCCCUCCUGCUGCUGAUGCAUCCUUCUACAAAGGGCUGAUUGAUGUUCUUCACCAGGUUUUCUCUGAGUUACACGAAAUAGAUGUUGGUAAUGGUGAAAAUUUUGUUCUUGUUGCCAGAGUGUCACCGACUGAAAGCACCCUUCUUGAUAGUUCAAGGCUCUUUCGGACGGAAUUGAGGAAAUUAACUGGGGAUUUUUUGGAACGUGCAUAUGAUCAUGAAGAUUGUUCUGUCCUGCCAACCAUUGUACGACAUUGUUUCAAAUUUAGCCUUGUUAUUAGAUUAUCAUAUUAUACGUCAAUUGGCUUUUAUGGGGUGGGUCCAGCAGGAGCGGCCGCUGAAGGAGGAGUAGGACGACAAGGACGACGACGAUGA